Callithrix jacchus (white-tufted-ear marmoset) is the source of this 1558-nucleotide messenger RNA. It is a transcript of the gene TAF11, whose product is annotated as TATA-box binding protein associated factor 11. Gene Ontology annotation, cellular component: nucleus; transcription factor TFIID complex. NCBI's taxonomy places the organism in Eukaryota, Metazoa, Chordata, Mammalia, Primates, Cebidae. The record is from RefSeq and is a predicted model, not a curated record. Gene Ontology annotation, biological process: RNA polymerase II preinitiation complex assembly; transcription initiation at RNA polymerase II promoter. Gene Ontology annotation, molecular function: RNA polymerase II general transcription initiation factor activity; protein heterodimerization activity.
GAGCUGUAGGGGUGAUGUCAUCGCGGCGCGACUACAGGAAGUAAGAUCCUGUCCUGUGCAGCUCGGGAUUCCGAGCUCCAGCCUCGGACAGUGCUGCGAUCUCCUCUCCCUUCUAAUCCUAUCCGCGAUGGACGAUGCCCGCGAGUCGCCCACAGACAAAGGCGGAGAGACAGGGGAGUCGGAUGAGACCGUCGCUGCGCCCGGGGACCCGGGGGCUACCGACACGGAUGGAAUCCCAGAGGAAACUGAUGGAGACGCAGAUGCGGACCUAAAAGAAGCUGCAGCGGAGGAAGGCGAGCUCAAGAGUCAGGAUGUCUCAGAUUUAACAGCAGUUGAAAGGGAAGACUCAUCAUUACUUACUCCUGCAGCCAAAAAACUGAAAAUAGAUACCAAAGAAAAGAAAGAGAAGAAGCAGAAGGUAGAUGAAGAUGAGAUUCAGAAGAUGCAAAUCCUGGUUUCUUCUUUUUCUGAAGAGCAGCUGAACCGUUAUGAAAUGUAUCGCCGCUCAGCUUUCCCUAAGGCAGCCAUCAAAAGGCUGAUCCAGUCUAUCACUGGCACCUCUGUGUCUCAGAAUGUUGUUAUUGCUAUGUCUGGCAUUUCCAAGGUUUUCGUCGGGGAGGUGGUAGAAGAAGCACUGGAUGUGUGUGAGAAAUGGGGAGAAAUGCCACCACUGCAACCCAAACAUAUGAGGGAAGCUGUUAGAAGGUUAAAGUCAAAAGGACAGAUCCCUAACUCGAAGCACAAAAAAAUCAUCUUCUUCUAGACCAAAGUCUAGAAAGGCCUGUUACUGACAGAAGAAGUAUUGGUUCCGGACUUCCUGUAAGACUGGCUACUGGUGCUUUAGUAUCUCAGUCCUCCAAGGAUUCCAUGAUUUUAAUGUCUCUCAAAACUCUUGAUUAUUCGUCACACCUAGAAAGUAUGUAGCCUGUUUGAUACUUGCCUUGACAAAUUUUGGGACCUCUUGGGGCAUUUUGAAGUAUUUGUCUUGGCCAGUUGGAAGAAGUGUGGGCCAUAAACAUUUUCUGGACAGGAGAACUGCUUUCAGAGAGAAAAAUCUUUCCAAGAGGUUUUUUUUUUUUUUUUUUUUAGAUAGGGUCUUGCGUGUCACCCAGGCUAGAGUGCUGGAGUGCAGCGGCAUGAUUGCAGCCUUGAAUUCCUGGGCUUAAGUGACACUCCCACCUCAAUCUCCUGAGCAGCUAGGACUACAGACACACACUACUGUGUCCAGUUAACUUAUUUUUAUUUUUUAUGGACAUGGGGUCUUGCUUUGUUGCCCAGGCUGGUCAUGAACUCUUGGCUUGAAGCAGCCCUCCUGCCUCAACCUCCUUAAGUGCCAAGAGCUUUAAUGGUUUCACAUUGAAGCCUAAAGUUGCUAAGACUUAAAGUUCGUUUCUUACAACCAGUUUUAAGUAGAUGAAACCACCAGAAACUUUGACUUGUGAUACUCUACCAUGAAGGACGUGGUAAAGGCAGGAAUCGUGGAAUAACUGGUGCUUGUAAACAUUUAAGAUUCUCCUGUGGAUUUUGGUGAGUGAUCAUUAAACUGUUUUCCAACUUG